AUGCUAGAUCUACGCUUAAGCAACGGCGAAAUGCUAGAUCUACGCUUAAGCAACGGCGAAAUGCUAGAUCUGAGCUUAAGCAACGGCGAAAUGCUAGAUCUACGCUUAAGCAACGGCGAAAUGCUAGAUCUACGCUUAAGCAACGGCGAAAUGCUAGAUCUGAGCUUAAGCAACGGCGAAAUGCUAGAUCUACGCUUAAGCAACGGCGAAAUGCUAGAUCUACGCUUAAGCAACGGCGAAAUGCCUUGA
This is a messenger RNA of Closterium sp. Yama58-4, 249 nucleotides long. The record is from the annotation of a GenBank genome assembly. Lineage: Eukaryota; Viridiplantae; Streptophyta; Zygnematophyceae; Desmidiales; Closteriaceae.